Pelodiscus sinensis (Chinese soft-shelled turtle) is the source of this 3190-nucleotide messenger RNA. RefSeq names its product thioredoxin domain containing 11 (gene TXNDC11). NCBI's taxonomy places the organism in Eukaryota, Metazoa, Chordata, Testudines, Trionychidae. The record is from RefSeq and is a predicted model, not a curated record.
GCCCGGAGACGCGAGCUGCUGUGCGGAGCGGCGGUCGUGCUGGUCUGCGCCCUCCUGGUCACCCUCAAAGUCACCUGCAGCCGAGCAAAAGAUGUAACAAUGGCAGCGAAGGCACCAGUUAAUUUCUUCUCCUCAAGAUCCCCGGUCUUUGAUCUUUUUCGGGGGCAGCUGGACUAUGCAGAUCAUAUUCGCCAAGAUUCUGAAGUUGUAUUGUAUUUUUUCUAUGCUCCAUGGUGUGGACAGUCUAUUGCUGCAAGGGAAGAAAUUGAACAAGUAUCAAGAAGAUUGGCAGACCAGGUUCUGUUUGUGGCAAUUAACUGCUGGUGGAACCAAGGGAAGUGCAGGAAACAGAAACACUUCUUCUAUUUUCCUGUGAUAUAUUUGUACCAUCGGAGUUUUGGACCAAUUGAAUACAAGGGCCCUAUGAGUGCUGUUUAUAUAGAAAAGUUUGUUCGCCGGGUGAUGACACCGCUACAUUACAUCUCGUCUCGAUCAAAAUUACUAGAUUUCCUCUCAGAUUAUGAGCCUGGAGUUCUGGGAUAUUUUGAGUUCAAUGCUUCACCUCAGCCUCCUGGUUAUAUGACAUUCUUCACAUCAGCAUUAUAUUCAUUAAAGAAAGAUUACCUUGGGACAAUACGCUUCGGAGUGAUCACGGAUAAACAAAUUGCAAAGGAAAUUUCGUUGACGCGCUCGGGAAGUGUAUACCUUCAUAGACACGUCAAUACUUCACUUAUUUAUCCAAGUGAAGUCAUGAACUACACAGCUGAGAAUAUUUGCAAGUGGGCUUUAGAAAAUCGAGAGACACUUAUACGUUGGUUGAGACCACAUGGAGGAAAAAGCCUUCUACUAAACAAUGAACUGAAGAAGGGACCAGCAUUUUUCUUAUUUAUACCCUUCAAUCCCUUAGCAGAAAGUCACCCUCUUUUAGAUGAAAUUACCAAAGUGGCCUUGGAAUACAACAACUGUAAUAAAAGCCAAGCAGCUGAACCUGUUCCUCAGCACCUGAGAGAUUUAAAUCCACCAGCUAUUGAGUCCAUUGUAGCCCAUGCCCAUACACAACUGGCAGACGCAUACUCCAUAACAAAGUAUCCAUGCUGCAACACGGUGCUGCUCCCUCAGUGGCACUCCAUCUCUAGGACUCACAAUGUCUGUGAGCUUUGUGUAAACCAGACCCUUGGAGUCAAACCAAGUAAAGUUAAUGUACCGCAGUGUAACUUUUUAGAGAUAGAAGCAGCUUUGGACUCUUUCUACCUCAAGGAACGUACUUUUUUCCAAUUUGUAUCAAAUACCAUAGAAUGCAGCAAUUUCCUAAGUUUCUAUAGUCCUUUUAGCUACUAUUCUGCAUGUUGCAGGAAAGUAAAUAGGGGUCUGAUAAAUUUAAUUAGUUCUGAAAAGACCAUACUUCAGACCCCUAAUGUAGCAUUUUCUUCCCAUGGGAAAGAAGAUAAGGAUGAUACUCAACAUUCUAUUCCUCACAUUGAGGAGAGGAAUUGUUUUACUCCUGACCUUCAUGUUAAUGGUACUAACAUUACUGGCUUGAGCUGCAGGACCAACAAGACCUUGAAUCUCUAUCUACUGGAUUCAAAUCUGUUUUGGAUGUAUGCAGAGAGGCUAGGAGCAUCAAGAUCUAAUCAUUUGAAGGAAUUUGCUACUAUCGUUGACCUGAAGGAAGAGACCCACUAUAUCCUGGAUCAGAAUCAAACACUUACAAAAUCUACGAUAGAGAACUUCAUUCAAAACUUCAGCAUUCUCUACAGUCCCUUGAAAAGGCAUCUUGUUGGUGACUCCUCAGUCCAUUUUCAUGCCCAGCACGUAAUCACUGAAGUGACUACUAAUACCUUUCAUGAUGUGGUGUUUUUGAAUGAAAAGGAUGUCUUGCUGCUCUAUUAUGCACAAUGGUGUGGAUUCUGUGCUUCUCUUAAUCACAUCUUUAUCCAGCUAGCUCGACUUCUGCCUCCAAACAACUUCACUGUGGCAAGAAUUGAUGUCACUCGAAAUGACCUUCCUUGGGAAUUUAUGACAGAUCGUCUCCCUACCAUUUUGUUUUUUCCUUAUAAAAGGAAGGACAAAAGUGUGAAGUUUCCUGAAGAUUUUUCAGUUACUCUUCCUAAUCUGCUUAAGUUCAUUUUGCAUUACUCACGUUUACCAUCAGCUGCACUUGACUCAGAACCCUGCACUAAAGAAUGUCCACAGAGAGAGAGAAAAUUACAAGAAGAGCAUAUCUCCCACUUAAAGAGUGAGAUUCAGAAAUUGAGAUCAGAAGUCAGUGCACUACAUCAGGCUCAAGAUCAGCUGAAAGCCCAACUUUCUGAAGCCAGAAGAGAAGAACAUAAACUACAGCAGCAGAAGCUUACACUGGAAAAGCAACACAGUAUCCUUCAGCUCCACAGUGAACAGUUACAGGCACUGUAUGAACAGAAGAACAGAGAAUUAGAAGAAAUGGCUGAAAAGCUUCAAGAAUUAGCAGAUGCAUCAGAAAAUCUCCUUACGGAGAAUGCUUUACUAAAAGUCCUGGUAGCAUCAAUAAAGGGGAAGCUAGAGAACAAAGAUGAAACUAAGAAAUCCAUUCAGUCAGACGAGAUUCUUCCCAACCACAAUACUGGUCCUGUUCUAACUGCUAUAGACGGAUUACAUGAAAGAGAAAGGCUUGAUAUUUCCAACAUUGAUUCCACAGUGACUGAGCAUAAAGAAAACAGGACAGAAUAAGUGCUUAUGCUAUAAGGAAGUGGGCAUGGGAAAUCAGGAAUGACACUGUAUUGGGAAGGUAUUUAUGCAAAUUUUAUUUGUUGUAAAUAAAAUCUUUUCCAAUUGUCUAGAAAAAAAAUCAAACCAGAACAUUUCCAUAAUACUUCAAACAAUUUACCAGAUCUUGAAACCUAAAUGGAGAUAUGGAAAACACUUUCUAUUUUACUAUUGCACUAAUGUGAUAGCCAUUGUAUUAAUUUAACUUAGGUUAAAAAUAGUAAAUUCCCAGGGGCAGCAAAACAAAGCAUCUUCUACAAAAGGACCAAUUUUUGCACUGGCUUCCUCCCAAGUCUCCCAGAGGAAGAGUUCAUUUAGGAACAGUGACAAUUUAUACUUUUUUAAGAAACAGCUGAAGUUAGCCAUCUUCACCUGCAUGUUGCCUUUGUUUACAGAAUUGACUGGAAAUGCUGAAUGUGUCUUUAGUAAACUUGAAUGAAAUGUCAAA